CGAUUGCCACGUAGGCGGAAGAAUAGCAUCAAGAAGAUGAUAGCGAUAAGGUCCUUGUUGUUUGUAAGCUGUGACGAUAUUCGUGUACUUUGACGUUGUGCUACGUAGUAAAGAAGGUGGCCACUCCGAUCGCUGAACAGCUGUGACGAGAAAAUACGUAACUGGUAAAGAAAAUUAUUUGUAAAUAUGGAAACAAAGACCGAGGCUGAAACGGUACAUAGGAGCCAAGAAUCUGAGGUUCCAACUGGCCUACAGAGGAUCAAUACAGUAACUCAAGCAGUGCCAGUAUCUGUGGUUAUGUCGUCCAUACCCAAUGCUUCGGUGCAAGUUCAAUCGGUUUUGCAACAGGGCAAUCAACCCUCAGUAAUACAGGCCACACCACUUCCUACAGUUCAAGUUCAGGUUGCGCAAGUAGAGGAGGAAGGUGGUGGUGUUCACUCAGAUGUAGAAAGGCGAAAACGACAAGAAAUACUGUCUCGACGACCAUCUUACAGGAAAAUUUUGAAUGAUCUGUCUUCGGAUGCUCCAGGUGUUGCUAAGAUAGAAGAAGAACCUGAGGAUACAGAGUCUGCUACGCUUACGGCAGCAUCAUUACAAAACUUCCCUGCAGUGUCUGGAGUCACCACAAUUCAGAUUGCAAACCAUCCGGAAAAUAUGCAGGGUUUACAGACUUUGACGAUGACGAAUGCGAAUGGAACCCCCGCAGGAACAAUAGUUCAAUCCAUACAAACGCAAGAUGGACAGCAGUUUUUUGUUCCAACCGCUACAGGGGAUGUCCAAGCGUACCAAAUUCGGCCAGCCACUGCUUCCAGCCUGCCAUCGGGAGUAGUAACUUGUGUGGCUGGCCAGGGGCCCCUACCAACCCCUCAGCAUAUUAUAGAGGCUGCUUCUAGGAAGAGACAACAAAGGCUUCUGAAUAACAGGGAAGCGGCAAGAGAAUGUCGACGGAAGAAAAAAGAGUACAUAAAGUGUUUAGAAAGUAGAGUUGCCGUGUUGGAAAACCAAAAUAAGACAUUGAUAGAGGAACUGAAGUCAUUAAAGGAACUUUAUUGUCAUAAAGCUGAAGAUGCAUAAAAGUGAAAUUUUUAUUGCAUUAUAAGAUUUCUGAAACCCAGAGCAAGGCUGAUGUAACAGUAACUUGGGUAAAACUGGAGUAUUUCUAUUCUUUAAGGAUGAAACUCCAGUACAAAGGAAGCACAUUGAGAACUUCAAAGAAUAUGUUAAAUCGGAACCAGGUGAUUGGAAUCUGUAUUAUAAGAAGACCGUUGAAAAACAUUUGAAAGGAGUUGGUUUUCUGGCUGCAUGGAAUGCUGGGUAUAUAAUGUAACAUAGGCUUGUAAUAUGAACUGAAAUUAUGUACAAAGUGUACGUGAAAAAAAUUACCAGAAAUGGGAUAGAGUAUUUUUCUUGGUAGUUCUUGUUGGUACAGAUGUUGUUAUCACAAUAACAAUAGAGAGUUGUUCUCUCACUGUCAACUGAUUUACAGUUUAUUUGUUUGUAUUCCUUGUACAUCUCCUCGGAGUAUCUUUAUUGUACAUGCAGUUCAUCAAUGUUAUAAUGGCUUCUGUGAGAUCUGUGAGACUCUUCAUUAAUUAGCAUGGGUUCACAUUUUAAAAAUGGGUCCAGAUUUCUCAUAUUUUGUGUGAAAUGGGUCAAGUUUUAAGAAAAUGGGUCCAGAUUUCUCAUAUUUUGUGUAAAAAGGGUCAAAUUUUAAAGAAAAUUGGUCCACAUUAUUUGAAACGCGUAAAGUGGGCCCACCAUCAUAUUGUCCCACACAGUUUGAAAAUCCUGGCUACAGCAUUGAUGGUGCAUGGUGUGUUUUCAGCUGAAAUUGUUUGGUUCGCUGGUAAUCUAUAAUGUUGAAACCAAUUAAUUGAAAUAUCUUAUGCAGUUGAUUAGGUUGUAAAGUUAAUGGUUGACACUACGUGUAUUUUACAUGAUGGUAAUGAAGUAAAAUGGUAGUGUUGGCACUGCAAAUUAUUAUCCUGCUAUUAUACUACUUGUUUUUAACAAUUUUUCAUAGUUAUUUCAAGUAGUAGUUUAACAAAAGAAAGUGGUUUAUGAGUACAUGGACAGUUGUUUUCAUACUACUGAAUGUUGGAGGGUGGAGUAUUCACCACUAAUAAUACUUUUGAAGACAUGUAUGAUGGAGAGAUAUUUGUAUGUAAGAGGUCCUUCUUUCUUUCUGUUUACAUUUUGUAUUGUUUUUUUUUUUCUUUAUGGAUUAUUAUCAUUUAUGUAUAGUAGCAUAAAACUCGUUGACAUUUAAUACAAAGUCCUUUUUAAUAUUACACUACACAGAGUAUCAAAAUAAUAAGCCAAUUUGUGGUUUGAAAUGCGCAUGCGUGUAUCUAGUGGUAUCCAAGUUCAAUCAACAUAAACCUAUAUUAUGUGUAUGGUUGUUUAUGUCAAUUGAACUUAAAUACAAGCGUGCGCAUUUUAAACUAUGAAUUGGCUUAUUACAUUAUGUAACUGUACUAUUGCAUUUAUUAGUUAUUCAUUUAUUACUAGUUUUGUAUUGACAUAUAUUUCUAUCCUGCUUAGAUUUAUUAUUUGGUUCGAAGAAAAUUAGUAUUUUGU
Molecule: messenger RNA, 2580 nt
Organism: Anneissia japonica
Lineage: Eukaryota; Metazoa; Echinodermata; Crinoidea; Comatulida; Comatulidae
Product: cyclic AMP-responsive element-binding protein 1-like
Exons: 9
Coding region: 187-1074 (295 amino acids)
Biological process (GO): regulation of transcription by RNA polymerase II
Cellular component (GO): transcription regulator complex; nucleus
Molecular function (GO): protein binding; DNA-binding transcription factor activity, RNA polymerase II-specific; RNA polymerase II cis-regulatory region sequence-specific DNA binding
Source: RefSeq, a predicted model, not a curated record